AUGUUGGAAGAAGUAGCGUUUAUCAAGACUCCGCCCGGAACACAGCAAAAGCCCGAGGUGGAGUUGGUGGGAGAGGUCAAGACCACCAACACUCCCACGAUCCACAAUGCACCCUUGCCCGCCGAUGGACCCGGCUCGGACCAUUUCUCCAAUGCCGCGUUGUUUAGCAUCAUGACGCUCGUGCCCGCUUACAUAGUGUACAAGCUUGGGAUGGGGUUCAAGACGUGGCUCGUGUUGUUUGUGGUGUUGGCGGUGCCGAUCUUGAUGGUGUUUUGGACUUUGGCCAGUACUUUUUCUCCGAGAAUCAACGACAAGGUGCAGUACCCCAACAGACCCAUCUCGUACUAUUUGGAGUACCAUACACCGGAACUCAAGGCCAAGUACCAAGACUGCAACGGCGGUAAAGGUAAGAAGAUCCCCAUUGAGACGUUUCAGGAGUUGUAUUUUGAGGGCAAGGUUAGCUUCAAAGGAGAUGCGUUGGACGUGAUGGAAUAUAAGCAUGACUGGGCCAAUUUCAGAUUCACGUUGGGAUUGUUUAGGUUUUUCUUGUUGGGGAUGAUUCCCGAGGUUAUUUUCCAUUCGCAAUCGCAGGAUGAAGAACAGGUUCGAGACCAUUACGAUAGGGGGGAUGACUUUUACACUUGGUUUUUAGGACCUCGCAUGAUUUACACUUCUGGAGUCAUUGGAGACAUUGAACGCGAAGAGACGUUGGAAGAGUUGCAGGAUAACAAGUUGAAAGUCAUGGCUGAGAAAAUCGACUUGCAAAAAGGCGACCAUGUGUUGGACAUUGGAUGCGGCUGGGGUACUUGGGCUACUUUUGCCUCGACGCAAUAUGGCGCUAACGUUACUGGUAUUACAUUGGGUAAGAACCAAACCAAAUGGGGCAACAAGUUGUUGAGAGAAUAUGGAGUUUCCGAGUCACAAUCUGAAAUUGUUUGCUGCGACUAUAGAGAAGCUCCUAAAUCGAGCAAGCCAAGCGGGAAAUACGACAAGAUCACCAGUGUCGAGAUGGCUGAACACGUUGGUAUUCGGAGAUUGACUGCCUACUUGGAACAAUGUCGUGACGCGUUGGAAGAUGACGGAUUGUUCUUUUUGCAAUACUCGGGCUUGAGAAAAAACUGGCAAUAUGAAGAUUUGGAAUGGGGUUUAUUUAUGAACAAGUACAUUUUCCCCGGUGCCGAUGCAUCCACCCCGUUGGCCUUUUUCGCUAGUUGCUUUGAAUCUGCCGGGUUGGAGAUUGUUAGUGUUGAUAACAUUGGUGUUCACUACUCUGCCACCAUUUGGAGAUGGUACAGAAACUGGAUUGGAAACAGGGACAAGGCCAUUAACAAGUAUGGUGUCAAAUGGUACAGAAUCUGGGAGUUUUUCUUGGCCAGUUCUGUUGUUGCCAGUAGAAAUGGUACUGCCACUUGUUACCAGUUUGUCUUGCGCAAGAACAUCAAUUCCUACGGCAGAGUCAACUAUGUUCCCAAACAACAAGGUUUGCAAGGUGCUAUCAAAGGCAAUGGAACCCAGACGAGUAAAUGGACUAAAGACUUUACCAACUUGUACCAAUAA
Lodderomyces beijingensis is the source of this 1557-nucleotide messenger RNA. Lineage: Eukaryota; Fungi; Ascomycota; Pichiomycetes; Serinales; Debaryomycetaceae. The record is from the annotation of a GenBank genome assembly.